AUGGAAUUUUUAACGGAAUCAAUUGAAAUCACGAAAUCAAAUUGGAUAAACACCAUAUGCGUUUUGCUUGCUCUUUACACUUCGCGAUUCUACUAUCGAUACUUUACUCGACCGGAUAAAUGCCCCGGCCCUAUUCCACUACCAUUUGUGGGCAAUCUUUUUCAACUACUGAAAAUCGAAAAGAUUCAUCGCGGAUUGCAUCGAAGGUAUGGAGAUGUCUUUGAAAUGUAUAUGGGCGGAGAGAGAUACAUAUUCUUUAACUGUGGUGGAGACAAUUUGUUUGAUAAAAUUGCGAGCAGCUCGACGAAAACUAAUUAUUUCAAUCGGGUGUCAACAAAUGAAAAUCUCGAAGAUUUAGGCUUCGAAAAAAACGGUCUAGUUGCGAAUCGUGAUCCACGUAAUUGGCGAAGAAACAGAAAAAUAUUAUCACACAUUAUAAUGUCCACGAAAUUUCUUCACGGUCUCGUCAUGAAAUGUCAAGACUUAUUUCUUGAAGCAGAAGGAUACUGGGCACAAUUAGGCCACAACACAGAACUCGAUUAUUCAAAAUGGUCAACGCAUUUCGUCACAGACAUAACCAUUGAACUUGCAAUUGGUGAACGCGCGUAUUCCCUAGCAUCUUACUAUAAUAUGCUUUGCUCUACUUUCUUCAAGAGCAAUAAUAAAGAGGAAAUAGCAGAAUUUCCCACGUCGUUAAUAAAUCAUGCUGAAGAAUUUAACAAAAAUAUUAUGCAAUGGCCUAUUUCGUUGUUUUAUAUUGCGUCAAUUCCUUCUUGGAUGAGACAUUACGUGCCAGUGUUUAGUCACUUUGAUAGAAAAUGUAAAAGGAAUUUCACGUGGAUGAAAAAUGAAAUGGAAUCAAUGAUUGCGAAAAGACAAAAGGAAACCAACGAUAACAAUGAAAAGAGCUUGGCGAAAACUGAUCUCUUGACUUUACUAAUGACGAAUUCCGUCGAGGAUGAUAAUAAAACCGCGUCGUCGUUCAUGGAAGAGACUUCACAAACUGUCAUUGAAGUAUGCGCAGCCGGAAUAGAUACGACUGCUGCAACUUUUUGUUUCCUGAUCUAUUUGCUUGAUAGAAAUCCACAUGUAAAAGAAGAACUUUUAAAAGAAUUCGAAAGCGUAUUAGGACAAGAUAUUUAUCGUCCAUGCACAUAUGCCGAUUUAGGAAAAAUGCAAUAUUGUGAAGCUGUAGUAAAGGAAACACUAAGAUUGAUACCACCUGUACCAUUCAUACCAAAAUUCGCUAACGAGGAUGACGAAAUAAAUCAAUAUAAAAUUAAAGCCGGAACAACCAUUUGGCUAAAUGUGCAACAAGCACAUGCAUCAGAUUGGACCGACCCAGCAGAAUUCGAUCCUUCAAGAUUUCUAAAAGACUCGUUCUCGUCGGAAACUGACAAGUAUUCAAUGAAAAAUUUUGUUCCUUUUGGUGUUGGUGUGAGAAAGUGUCCAGGGAUUUUGAUGGCCAUUACAGAGUUGAAGACAUUAACGGUGUUGCUGUAUCGAAAAUAUGAUGUUAAAUUGGCUGGUCAGUCAAAAGAAUUGAAUGCAUCAUAUGCUGGUAUUACACAAUGCCAUGAUUUGAAGUUAGACGCAAAGAUGGAUGCUCAAAUUGGCGAGUUAAAAGGACUAAUCGGUGGUCAA
This is a messenger RNA of Ambispora gerdemannii, 1644 nucleotides long. The record is from the annotation of a GenBank genome assembly. NCBI's taxonomy places the organism in Eukaryota, Fungi, Glomeromycota, Glomeromycetes, Archaeosporales, Ambisporaceae.